UGGACAGCUCAAGAAGACAAAAUCCUCCGAGAUUAUAUCAGUCUCCAUGGCCAAGGAAAAUGGAGGAACCUUCCUCAAAGAGCAGGGUUGAAACGUUGUGGGAAAAGUUGCAGGCUUCGAUGGUUAAAUUAUCUGAGGCCAGAUAUUAAAAGAGGAAACAUAUCAGAAGACGAAGAAGAACUUAUCAUAAGACUUCACAAGCUACUUGGAAACAGAUGGUCACUUAUAGCCGGGAGGCUUCCAGGAAGAACAGACAAUGAGAUCAAGAAUUAUUGGAACACAAAUUUAGGCAAAAGAGUUAGAGAUCUUCAAACAAUAAGCAGUGCAUCUUCUCAGCAACCCAAUGAAACAAAUAAUAACAACAACAUUCAGAAACCAACAACAAUGCCUCCUUCAACCAAUAAAGUGGUCUCCACAACCACUCCCUCUCUGUCACCGUUAAACGAUUCACAUUCUCUUCUCGUCCGUACAAAAGCUUCUAAGUGCUCUAAGUCAUUAUUCUUGGAUCAUUCAUCAACAACAACUACUUCACUGCAGCAGAACAAGACUUCUAGUAGUAAUAAUAAUAAUAACAAUAGCCACGGACUCGAUGAAACCGCCGCCGAUCAUGUUUUGCUGCCACCGCCGGGGUUGUUGCUUCCGAGGAACGGUGACAACAACAACAACAACACCAUGGUGAUGAUGAUGAUGGAGAUGGGUACCAAUUCAGAAGAAUACAAAGAGAUCUCGACAACAGAAUUGCUCUUGGAUUUUGACGUUGGCGAUAUUUGCUUGCAUUCUCUUCUGAACUCGGAUUUCGAGGAUAUAUGCGAUUUCGGUUACAACAACAGUAACAGUAACUGCGAGGAUCUGUUUGGAUUCUCACCGCCGGAGCAGAUGCAGCUGGAUUCUUCUGAUGAAGUUCUAAAGGAAGCCACCGUACCAAGCAACUUCCCUGACGAAACAAAUAAUAUUGUAGAAAACAUACAGUUUCUGUGAAGAUCAGAGUGCUCAUAGCUGCUAACAAACUAGUCCAUUAUCGUGUUCUUCUAGCCUGUUAUGCUUCGGCUAAUGUUAUUUUUGAAUAUUUUGAAGUAGAUCCAUGUUGUCUAUUA
Molecule: messenger RNA, 1094 nt
Organism: Arachis ipaensis
Lineage: Eukaryota; Viridiplantae; Streptophyta; Magnoliopsida; Fabales; Fabaceae
Source: RefSeq, a predicted model, not a curated record